AUGACCGCUUCCAAACUUUGCUUGGUUCCUAAUGUUCAAACUCCUCCCAAAUUCAAAGUAUCAGACUUCGAGAAAUACAAAGUAAAUUCAUGUCCUCAAAUUAAUUUAGUGAUGUAUCCUAGGAAGAUGUACACUCAGACUUACAACCAUCAGCUUCUGAUCCACUACAUUCAAGACAGUUUAACUGGUGCCGCUCUUAAGUGGUACAUGGGCUUGGAUAGUGCGAAGAUCCGUACUUUCAACGACCUCGGUGAGGCUUUUGUUCGUCAAUACAAAUAUAAUGUAGAUAUGGAUCUGGACAGAGAUCAACUCCGGGCCAUGUAUCAGAAGGACAAAGAGAGUUUCAAGGAAUAUGCUCAAAGGUGGAGGGAAAUUACUGCACAGAUUUGCCCUCCCCUUGAAGAGAAAGAGAUGACUAAAAUAUUUUUGAAAACUCUGAUUUCAUUCUACUAUGACCUCAUGAUCGCCAUCAUACCCAGUGAUUUUAUCGAGAUGGUAAACAUGGGCAUGCGACUUGACGAAGCAGUCCGAGAGGGACAUUUGACUAAGGAAGCCAAUGCUUCUAGUCAUGUUAAGAAAUUCACCAAUAAUUUCUCCAAGAAUAUAGAAUCAGAUGUUAGUGUCAUUUCAUAUGGCUGA
Messenger RNA from Lathyrus oleraceus (garden pea), 639 nucleotides. RefSeq lists its product as uncharacterized. The record is from RefSeq and is a predicted model, not a curated record. The transcript has a single exon. Lineage: Eukaryota; Viridiplantae; Streptophyta; Magnoliopsida; Fabales; Fabaceae. Bases 1 to 639 code for a protein of 212 amino acids.